Molecule: messenger RNA, 2272 nt
Organism: Aedes aegypti (yellow fever mosquito)
Lineage: Eukaryota; Metazoa; Arthropoda; Insecta; Diptera; Culicidae
Gene: Osi10b
Exons: 5
Coding region: 312-2213 (633 amino acids)
Source: RefSeq, a predicted model, not a curated record
UCCGUGCCCGCGAGCAAGUGAAUCCGUCCGAAGUUGCUAAAAGUUACCUCGGAAAGUUUGACCUGAACGGUCUUCUGAGAUUCCGUCUGAACCCAACCGGCCCCCGAAGCUAUUAAUUUUGAAUCAUCAGAAGGAAAGUGGAAAACCCCCAAAGGAUAAAAAACAAUCAGUGUUUGCACCGUAGAUUCCUUCCGAACGAACCCUUUUCGUGAUGUUAGGGAAAAGUGAACUCGUGCUUUAAACACUAGUGGUGUGAAAAAAAGUGUGAUUUAAUAUUAAUUGAGUGCCAUCGUUGACACCCGGGUUGCAGAAUGAUUCUGACACAGAUGAAUGUCCUGGGGCUGGCCAGUUCUUGGCUGGUGAUACACUGUAUUCUUCAUGUGACAAGUUCCGAGCUUGAAACUUUCGACUACUGUAUCAGGACGAGUCCUUCCGUAGGGUUGUUGCAGUGUGCCGGACAGCAAGCGUUGGCUUCGUUGCAGUUUCUCGAGGAGGCCAACAAUUUGACCCUCGGGAGUGGGAUACUGAUGAUUAAGGAUGAGAGUAAUCCGGCAGCGCGGAUAUUGCCCAAUUUUCUGGAUCAUGAUCCGAUGGAUUUUCGAGGAAUACUGGAAAACGCCGGCGCUGUCAUUUCCCAGCGGCAACUCAUGUGGGACAUGGGCAUCAUCUAUCCAGGGUUGAAGCUGAAGAUUGGACCCACGCUGGGAGCCAAUGGGGUGUUGGAGUUUGUGAUGGAUCCCGCCAGCAACGGACACAACGAUGAGCGAACUUUCUUCGAGGAGAAAUCAACAGCUCGCAUCUUGACGCGCAACUUUGUGGUCCCGUUCCUGCUCGGUCUCAAGUUCAACCUGGCCACGCUGCUCCCGCUCAUCUUCGGUGGGCUGAUUCUGCUGAGCAAAAAAGCUCUCAUCUUGGGAAAAAUCGCUCUGUUCGUGUCGGGCCUAUUUGGUUACGGAAGCAUCUUUACGCCCGGAAUCGGUUAUGGCCUUGGCUAUCCAACGGCUUCGACGUUCGGUGGACUCGGAAGCUAUGGCGGUUUCCAUCAUAAACCGUUUCGGUACGGCGAUGCGUUGAGCGAUAAACCGGAUUGGGAAAGCCAUCAGCAGCAGCAUCAUCAUCACUAUAAACCGCAAAGUGAUUCAUUGCAUCAGAGCUAUUACGGCGGGGGCUCGCCGUCAACUGUGUCAACGCAAGCGGAUGAUAGCGUGAGCAGUGGCUAUUAUAAGAAGCAGGACAAGUUCUUGAACUUGGACGAAAGGUUGGAGGCGCAGUCGUCGGCGCUGGUGGAUAAGUUCUACGAUUACGAAAAGCAGCAGAUGAUGAAGGAUCGGACGUCGAGGUUGUUCGAGAGGAAAUACUACGAAACGGAACAGGCAAAAGAGAAGGACGGCGGGGGAGGAAAUGGGAAGGGGGUGAAGGGAGAUGGUUAUACUUUCGUUACAGGGGACAAUGAGGAGCGGAACGAACGAUCACUGCCAAUGUCAAGUGGAUACAGGAGCUUUGCGUGGAGUGAGACUGUUUCGGUGGCAUUCUUGGUCGGUUCGGCAAAGCAUGCCCCCUUCAUCAUGAAGUGGUUGCUCGUGAUUUCGGUUCUCGCCGCGACAAAUUCGGUUCGGUUGGCGUAUUCCAAAGCUGUUGACUCCUCUGGUGAAGAAGUGCUAAACGUAACAAGUUCUAUUCCGAGUUCUGCACUAGAUAUUGUGACCAGUUUUCGAAGCUGUUUUGCGGACAUUGGGUUCGUGGAUUGUGCGAAGAACGUUCUAGUGCGAGUGCUGAACAAUGCUAUCAACAGCAACGCUGUAGUGCGAGUGACUCGAUAUCUGGUGAUCAGGAAGAAUCCGGACUUUGUCCUUACAGAAGCAGAUGAACGUACUCCAGCCGAUUGGCAUACGCUAAUUUCGAAGGUGCGGGACUUUCUGGAUUCCCGAUCCAUUCAACUAAGCCUAGUGGCCCCGGAUGGGCGAUCCCUGAUUCCGUUCGGAGCGGAAGCUCGUGGCAAGAAGCACAAGCAUAAACAUCAAGGCGGAAUGUACAUGAUGGGUGGAGUGGCCUUUAUGGCGAUGAUGGCUCAGCUGGUUCUGGGGAAAGUGGCGCUGCUGGCGGCGGUUGCGCUGAUCAUGGCCAAGAUUGCACUGGUGUUCUCGACGCUGGUAAAUAACCUUGGUUAUCUAUUUCGUUCGAUAAAAUCGUCGCAAAGUCACGGCUGGUGGUAAGCCAGGGGAGAGUGCGAACAGAAUCAAUGACGAGUGCUCUUUGGAACUUUCUUUGCAGA